ACCGCGGAUCACGUCACGAGUCAAGAUAAGUUGGGCAAAAACAGACAAUUGGGGUUCAAAUGUAUCGUUAUUAUUAAUGUCUUUACUUGUAGCUGUCUUUACAGACUCAAAAACUCGCCUUUGGUGCCUGCCGAGCGGUCAUUUCGUAUUGUUUUCAUGGCAACGACAAGCACAGCGCUAUUGAAUUACCAAAAAAAAUGAGAGCUCAGUUUGUUUGGUUUUCUCUCUGGAACAAUUACAUGACGUUUUCACCACAUUUAUCCGGACUUUCAGAAGAUAUUGAGUCUUUCUGGUCUAGGGGAAGUUUUGCUGGGUCUGCUUUUGGACACGAAAACUGAAGGCGGAGGUGACUGUGCAACAGAGGAAAAAAACAGUGAUCAUGACUACUCAAGUGCGACCUGCCAUUAAAGUUCCAAUUCUGUGUGAAGACGGAGACAAGUUCCUAGAGACCGGGGAUCUGGUGCGGGCCACCUCCCUCUACAUGUCUGCCUUCAGUACUCAUGCUGCUACCACCAUGUCCCACAUGCGCAAAAUGGAGACAUCCAAACUCCAGGGGGUCGUAUCAACCCUUGAGGGUUGGCUUGAUAAUCGCCAGGAGAAACAGCCUGGAGAGGGUCUCAGUAAAGGUCUGGUAGCUGUCUUUUUGUCCACGCUCUGCCCUAAUAAUCUGUCGGCCACCAUUUAUAAAAUGGAGUCUCUCCUUCAGAGUAGCGGGCAAGGCUGUGAGGAGAUUUUUUCUCGCUGCACUGCCCUGCUAGAGGGAAAACAAACGCCUAAUCCAGAGGGUGUUUAUUGUGUGGCGUUGGAAAUAACUCGUGCCUUGGCCUGCUUGUUGUCAGAGCGUGACCGUGCUAAGGGCCUGAAGCUCUACGUCAGCUCUUACAAGAGCAACAAAUGUGAAACUGUCAAACUGGUGAAGAGUAGACAAGCUUCUCAUAUAGCCACAAUAGUCAAGGCUUUUACAAAGCAAAUGCAUCUCUGGCAUCCUUCCUUGAUGUUGGACAGCGAUAGUGAAGUGAGUUCAAAGGAGAGUGAACAUGUGAAAAUCGAAGCCGCUGCUCCACUGAUUGACUUCUUAUUGGAGCUCUCACCGGGUGACAGCAAAGUGCAGGAACUCCAGGCAGCACAUUUGUUUUUCUCGGGCCAGUUUGGCGACAGUGCAGAUGUGUACUCUGCUAUCUUGCAGAAUGACGCUGGGAAGACUGUGCAAGACACAGGCGAGAAGCGAGCCAGGCUCUUAACCAGCCGAGCAGCAGCUUUCUUCUCAGGCGGCGUCCGCGUUGAAGAGGCCUGUGUGGAUCUGGGCGAGGCCUUCGACGUCCACCCUGCGUGUGCUCGGAUUUACUUCCAAAAGCUCUUCACUGAUCUCGGUACAGGAGGGGCUGCGCGUGGCCAUCUUCGUCAGCAGGCUGAGAAGGGUCUAUCUGGUUUUCGAGAGAUGGUCGUCACCCGAGCAGACCUGAGGGCCACAGAGGGAGUGGAACUUCUUGAUCCGGUGAUCGCUCAGUUACGGACCCUUUGCCAUUUGGAGCCUGACGGAGGAGGACGAGCGCUGCGGGUGCGACUGGCCGAAUGUCUUCUACUAAGGGGAGAGCACAAAGAAGCUCUCUCUAUAUGUAGCCAGCUGGCUGCUGCCAAAGACCAGCACAGCUAUCAGAACACUGUAGAAGUUCUCUGUGGAUAUACACGACUUCUCACAGACGACCACAAGGGGGCUCUGGAGGACUUUCAGGCAGUGAUCGAACACAACGCCCCCCACCCACCCAGCUGUGUGCGGGCGCUCUGUGGCAGGGGUCUUCUACGCAUGAUGGCCGGCUUCCACUACCUCACAGCACUCGACUAUGUGACCGCGACCAGGUUGCACCCUCAGGAGACGGCGCUCACCGUUCGCUGUCUUGUGCCGUGGAACCUCCGGGGGUUGCUUUUCACUGUUUUAAUGGAGCAGGGCCGAGUCAUGCUGGAGCGGGCUGGAGAGCAUCAUACGGCCUCAUGUGGAAACUCCCAGCAGCCCCUGCAAGGGGGUCAGCGGCAGGCCACAUCAAAGCAAGACAACCACAGAGCAGGGACUCCUGCUGGUGUUCACUCCUUGGCUGUGCUUCUCGUGGACCUCCAGCCCGGCACUGAUGGUCCUCAGAUCCUAGCAGCAGACGCCUUACACCAGCUUGGUCGAGUAGAGGAAGCCUACCGCAUGCUACUGCUUUGCAUGGGACCCACCAGUACCCGUGCACCCAUCUUGGCCCGACUUGCCCUGCUACAACUGCACAGAGGGUUUCUGUAUGACACCAAUCAGCUGUUAAAGAAACUUGUUCAGUGUGGCGACACCAAUUGUUUGCGCCCACUGUUGGCAGUGGCUAAGAAGAAGGACCGGGCGCUGCUGCAGGCACACUGCCACUCCGCUGCCAAACGCAUCCUGGGGGGCGCGAGAGACGAGAGCACCAUCAGGGAGGCAGUGGCCUAUCUCUCCAUCGCCAUCAUCAUAUCUGGGGGCGGGGCAGCAGAGUCCUUGCUGGAGAGAGGCAGGUGUUAUGCUUUACUUGGUCAAAGAAAGACAGCCAUCUUUGAUUUCAGUACCAUUAUUAAGGAGCAGCCCAAGCAUGUUCAAGCACUAUGUGGAAGAGGUUUCACCUACCUCCUGCUCAACCAGCAAAAGGAAUGCACUCAUGACAUCCUGGCUGCUCUGCAGAUAAAUACUGAUGAGGUCACCAAAGACCUCCUGUCCCUCAAGGAAAGGGCACGCAAACUAGUCUGUGAUUGGCUGCAUCGGUUCUGCAGGAGCAGCCUGUCAGACGUCCUGGUCACCAAUGCUGUCCCUUGCCACGAGGAGCGACUUAGAGAGGCUUCUAUAAUCUGUGCUGCUCUGAUAAGGACAGACUGCAGAGCUCCCAGAUGGCAUCUCCUCCAUGUUGACAUACUUUUAGCCAAAGGUGAAGUAGAGGCGGCAGGUGCCCACCUGAGCCAGGUGUUUGGCCAAGAGCCAAGAGAUUCAGCAGCCCAGGCCAGGGUAGGCGUGGUGGAGGCCUGGCAGCACAAAUCUUGCAGCGCAGCAUGCAGACUCAGUAAACUCGCUGAGAUAGAGCCGUCAUGUUUGGAUCUCUUGUUGGCUUUGAUCCCACUUAAUCAAAGGAAACGUGUGGCACAGGCGGCAGCACAGGAUGCCAGCAGCAUGUCUUCAGAUGGAAGUUGGGAUCAGGCCCUCCCUCUUCUGACGGUGGCAGUACAAACAGCAGACAAACACAGACUUCAGUAUCUCCGCCAGCGGGCUACCUGCCUCGCUCAGCUCGGCUUACACGAGCGUGCUGUAGCCGACCUCGACCAAGUCAUUCAGAAACACGGUGGGUCCGACGCCAGCUCUUCUGAGGACCCCCAAAUCUUGGCGGAAGGUCUUUGUCAGCGCGGUCACAGCCUAGUGUUGUGUUCCAGAGAAGGACUAGCUCUGGAGGAUUUUAGCCGGGCUCUUGAGCUCCACAGAGAGCGAGCCAUGCAAUGUGUUGAGGAAGGUCUGGGUAGGCUGCGGUUGGCAGAGUGCUUUUUGCGAGGGGCACUGCAGCACUAUGGAGAGCAGCAGCUCAGCAAAGCUUGGACAUUAAUUGAGUGUGGCCUUGUUGUGGAUGGAGACAAUGCAGAACUGCGCAAAGUACGGGCAAAGGUCAAGCGAGAAGUGGCCAGUCCUUGUAAUGUCAACUAGUGAGUCCACAAACCAAAUGAUGAUCCAAUCCACUCACUAAUAGAAUAACCUUCCACCACAUAUUAAAUUAAUGUAUUUAGACCUGAUAAAUUUAACAGUCUUUGGUCUGGGAUUCAAUCAUAAGAUUGUAAAUAAUAAUUAAAUAUUAUUAUUUACUUGCAAAUUUACAACAAAUAGUUCCAGUCAAACAUUUACACACAAAUUCUCAUUCAGUAAAAUGAGAAUGUGUUCUCAAACUUUUGACUGGUGUUUUACUUAAAAGAUAAAUAUCAUCAUCAAGGAAUAUCAGGCCUGUUGACAGACAUCGAUGAUCAGAGCCUUCCAGUUUCCUCUGUCAUUCGCCCUAUGUAUAAGUUCUAUAUUACUGAUAUUUCCGAUAACAUUUCUUAGGCUGUUGACAAAUGUUGUUCGCUGUUCCCUCUAGUUUUCCUGUUAUUAAGUAAUGUAAAAAUAAUGUACAGCAUUUACCUUGGAGACUGGACUUCUAUGGUAUCUCCUUCCAGCUGCUUCUCCAUCAAUUACACCAUCAGCAGCUUUUCUACAUUUUCAUGGAUACAUGUCUGCCGUUUAUAUGUUAUUUCAACAUUCUUGGGUGGCAUUAUCGAUUUAGUCUGCUUUCAUAUUGUGCAGAUUAGCAGUGCUGUGCUCGAACUGCUUCACCAAGUUGACUAGUACUACUAAUGGUAGCGAGUAAGACCAGAUGUUUUGGUCGGAUAUUAUAGGGUUUACUGUAAGAUUCCACGACAACUAAUGGCGGGGAUGCUUGCGACUCAAUUUUUUUGCUUCAACUUGAAGCAUAACAAUCAGCCCAAAGACAGCUCUUAUUUCAAAACACUCCAAAGUUGGAGCACUCUUCACCUGAGGUAUUACUGUAUAAGCAAACUAAAACAUAAAGAAAUUUAAAAAAUGGUUCAAAAGACAAUUUUAGAUGAAAUCAUAAAAAAAUACACACGUCAUGUUGGAACUGGACUUUGUUCUAGCAACAUGAAAAGAACUGUGCCUGCGCACAUACAAAACAUCAUACAGUAUUUUGACACAAUUAUACAAUUAGUUAUUUCAGAUCUUGAUACUUCAGAUUGUUUCAUACACGUUGUCCAUCCAUCCAUUUGCUACCGCUUACACACUUUAAUAACAUGAAAUACAUUUUCUGAAAUGAUUACUAACCUAAUCUAUUUUUCCAGUUAGAAUUAGUAUUUCAUUCAAUACAAUUUAAAAUACUUCACAGUAUUGUAUAAUAAUUGGAGAAAACAUGAAAUACAAUGUUUGUGAUAAAUAUUAACCCUAAGCUAUUUUUUUUGGUGAAGAUUAUUAUUUAUUAGUAUUUAUCAAAUGUUUCUACAACAAUUUGAAGUAUCGUAAUCUAAAAUAGCUAUACAGCUGAAUAUUUGUUGCCAGUCUCAAUGUAUUCAAUGUUUUAUUAUCAUAUUUAUAAUCACAAAUGCAUACAUUAUAAGCCAUCUUGUCAAUAUGUGACAUUUUUUUCUCAAUUUGAAGGCCAAAUUGGUUAAUUCACACAUUAUUUUUUUUAAAGUCAAACAAACAUAUCUAGAUAAGAAAGUGUCUAUUGUGCAGGAUUUACACUUUAAAACUAGAGCGGCAAAUACACAUUACCUGGCAUUUAUACAAUCCAAUUCUUUAUAUUGAUAUGAGAGUACAUCUAAAUGUAUUUUUUUUAUCACACAGAAAGCAAGAGGUGAUUGUUUUAAUGCAAGCUAGACAUAAUUCAAAAUAUAUGUUGUAGAUGAGAUUCUGUGUCCUCUAUGCAGACACAGUUAUGUAUUGGGGCUCCAUGUUGCCAAAGUAGGACUUCUCCCAUUCACUCAUAAGGUCAAAGUGCAGGGGCCGGUCACAGAAGGUGCAGGAAGCAGCAGCAGUGUUGUUAAGCUUGAGUCCCACCUCCUGCCACACAUCCACCAGUUUCUCUGUGAAUUUGAAUCGUAAUGUUAUAUUUCUCGCUGAAUGAGCUUGCACACACAUUGCUCUGUGUCAUUGUGUUGAUAGUAGGGUGCCAAGAGUGUGUACAGGGUUUUAAUAAAAGUAGACAAAUCAUUCACUGGCCUCACUUAUCCUGAUUAGUCAUUUCCCUGAAACAGCCACUCACCCACAAAAUACUCCAUCAUGGCGGGGUCGUGAUGAGGAGAUGGGGCCAGGCGCAGCAGCUCCUCGCCACGAGGCACUGUAGGGUAGUUGAUGGCCUGGACGUAUAUGUUGUGUCUCUCUAGCAUGGUGUCGCACACCUUGGUGUUCAGCUCAGCAUUGCCCACCUAGAGAAGGCAACAAAAGCAGCAGUGAUGAUCUCAGGAGCAAAACUUUGUGAGUGCACUACGUUAGUUAAAUUAUAAUUUCAACAUAACAGAUUGUGUGCAAUUGCAACCGAUUGUUUAUUCGUCUUGAAGCAGUUUAGGCAAUAUGGAGUGCAACCAGCAGGGGCGCUGUUUUUUCAACCUCAACUAUUUUGUGAAAA
This is a messenger RNA of Entelurus aequoreus (snake pipefish), 6149 nucleotides long. RefSeq names its product tetratricopeptide repeat domain 34 (gene ttc34). The record is from RefSeq and is a predicted model, not a curated record. The transcript is spliced from 8 exons. The coding region runs from base 380 to 3685 and encodes 1101 amino acids. Gene Ontology annotation, molecular function: protein binding. NCBI's taxonomy places the organism in Eukaryota, Metazoa, Chordata, Actinopteri, Syngnathiformes, Syngnathidae.